AUGGGAACAAACGGAAACAAUCUCCCAGCUCCAGCAGAUGUCAAAAGCCUUUACGCCAAAUGUAGCAUACAACAAAUGAGGCUUUUUGAACCAAACCUUGACAUACUGGGAGCUCUACGCCAGUCCGGCAUCAGGGUCUGCCUCGGAGUCAGAAACGAGGACCUCCCUAAGCUCGGGGCAUCCAAUGAUCCUGCACCUUCUACAGAUUGGCUUAACACCAACGUCGUUCCCUUCAAAGACGACGUCACAUUUAGUUACAUAACACUAGGGAAUGAAGCUGUUCCUGGACAGUUCGCGCAGAAUGUUCCUGCUGCAAUCAACAACAUGCAAAAUGCUCUCAAUUCCCUUGGUCUGGGGACUAUUAAGGUAACAACCGUCGUCCCAACAAGCGUUUUAGGAGCAUCUUUUCCUCCCUCAAAUGCAACAUUUUCGCCUGAUAAUUUACAAAUAAUGGGGGACAUAAUAUCGUUUCUGAAUGGCAAUGGUGCACCCCUUUUGGUAAAUGUGUACCCCUACUUUAGUUAUGCUUCGAACCCGUCUGACAUUUCAUUGCAAUACGCGACCUUUCAGUCCACAAAGCCUGUUGUGGUGGACGGGGACUAUCAGUAUUACAAUCUCUUUGACGCUAUGGUUGAUGCAAUUCAUGCAGCAAUAGAGAAGGUGGGUGCAGGUAACAUAGCAGUGGCUAUAUCUGAGUCUGGUUGGCCAAGUGCGGGGAAUGAUCCUUAUGCUAGUGUGGAUAAUGCGAGAGUUUAUAACACAAAUCUUGUGGAUCAUGUUACGAAGAAUGGGACUCCAAGAAGACCAGAAGACAGGAUGGAUACUUUUAUCUUCGCGAUGUUCAAUGAAAACCUAAAGGCUGAAGGUGUGGAGCAGAACUUUGGAUUGUUUUAUCCCAGCAUGGCCCUUGUUUAUCCUGUGUUUUCUUGUUAA
Messenger RNA from Daucus carota subsp. sativus, 933 nucleotides. Its product is annotated as glucan endo-1,3-beta-glucosidase. The record is from RefSeq and is a predicted model, not a curated record. The transcript has a single exon. The coding region runs from base 1 to 933 and encodes 310 amino acids. Gene Ontology annotation, molecular function: hydrolase activity, hydrolyzing O-glycosyl compounds. Gene Ontology annotation, cellular component: plasma membrane. Lineage: Eukaryota; Viridiplantae; Streptophyta; Magnoliopsida; Apiales; Apiaceae. Gene Ontology annotation, biological process: carbohydrate metabolic process.